Brachypodium distachyon (stiff brome) is the source of this 1005-nucleotide messenger RNA. RefSeq lists its product as uncharacterized. Lineage: Eukaryota; Viridiplantae; Streptophyta; Magnoliopsida; Poales; Poaceae. Gene Ontology annotation, molecular function: protein binding. The record is from RefSeq and is a predicted model, not a curated record. The transcript has a single exon. The coding region runs from base 70 to 657 and encodes 195 amino acids.
GCACGCAGCAGCGCAGCGCAGCGGCAGAGGAGCCACGCGACCCGCGCCGAGCGAGAAGAACAACGCGCGAUGAGCGUCAUGGACUGGCACGCGUGGCUGUCGACGGCGGCGCGGCUGGAGCCGGCGGCGGUGCACGAGUACGCGCUGGCGCUGGCGCGCAACGAGCUCGACCCGGGCUGCGACGCCGCGCACUUGGACCACGACCUCCUCCGCAGCAUGGGCGUCUCCGUCGCCAGGCACCGCCUCGAGAUCCUCAAGCUCGCCCGCCCCGCCCGCGCCCACGCCCGCGGCCGUGGCCUCUCCCGGCGGCUCCUCGCCGCCGCCGGCCGCGUCGCCAGGUGCGCGCUGCGCUCUCUCGCCUGCCGCCGGGAGGAGUGCCACGGGGCGGGGCUCGUGCUGGCCCCGGGCCAGCUGCAGCAGCAGCAGCCUGAGGGCGACGGCGGCAUCGGCAUUGGCCAAGCAGGUUUGGGAUCCGGUUGCACGGUGCCGAAGAGGACCAGGUCCAAGCCCAAGGGGGCCGCGGCUGGCGCUGCGCGGCCGGCCGUCGGCUUCAGGGGCGCCGCGACGGUGCACGCGAUUGGGGAUGUUGUCGAGAGCGGCGGCGGCGAGGAGACGGUCAGGUGGGACCGCCUGUUCCAGGGACUCAACCCCAACUGAUCGCGAAUCGCGAUUCCGUUAUCAAGCCGUUGAAUCAUCAAUCAUGCAUGCAAUGCAACAAUGGUGGUUUCUGGCUUUCUGCUUCUGAACUCUGUAAUAAUUCCUGUCGUGAUGGAUAAUACCUCUGCCUGCAGCUUUCAGUUCUCAGUUCUCACUGAGCUCCUCAGUGGGUACUUCAGUUCUUCCGCGGGCUUCGUGGCGACAUUUAUCUUGAAUUCUGUUUACGAUCCUGAUGUUUUUUUUUUCUUACAACUUAACCCCUGGCCAUUCUCGGUAUGUUUCCAAAUUGCAACGCAGAAGUAUACAUGUCUGAAACUGUCGAAUCAUAAAGUGGAAGUUGCUCACUGA